AUGGCGACCAGCUCGUAUGACUGCGACUAUGAUAAGCCGUAUUCGCCGGAAUCUCUUGAACCGGGAGACAAUGAUUUGGGCGCGAUCUAUACGCCAUCACCGGUACGGCAUUGCGCGAGUGCCACAGCUACAUCGAGAAACGCUGUAUCGCAAGCAGAUGGUGAAACAGAUGGCUCAUCGUCAAGUGUUAUUAUCGAUUUGGAUGAUGCCGGCUCAACAACCUCAAGCGUCAAAGCCUCCUCGCAUACCGAAGAGGUAUAA
Gongylonema pulchrum is the source of this 261-nucleotide messenger RNA. The record is from the annotation of a GenBank genome assembly. NCBI's taxonomy places the organism in Eukaryota, Metazoa, Nematoda, Chromadorea, Rhabditida, Gongylonematidae.